AUGACUCCAGUAAACCUGAUCAAGAGUCUCGAAAAACACAAUAGCGAGGCACGAAUCACAAUCUUUAGUCCUGAUGACUCACUUUUAGCGGUCGCUGCCUCCAAUGACGGUUGCAUCAACAUCUACCGCACCUCCACCGGUAUACUUCAAACCAGCACCAUGGAACACAAAGACAUGAUCUGGGACAUCUCCUUCUCUGCCUCUGGUGCACACAUUCUUUCCGCCUGUGACGAUGGCACCGCUCGUCUCUUCAACACCACCACUGGAAUGCUAGAAAAACAAUUCCACGAUGAUAGCGAAGGGUGGAGUGAUGAAAGGAUGUUUGUCGCGUGCUUUACUCCAGAUAACAAGGCCAUAGCUACCGGCACUGACAUCGUUCAGAUCUGGAAUUUGGAAACUGGAGAGUUGGUGCGGGAGUUGAUAGGCCCUAGAGAUAGAGAUGUUUUGCCGGUUGCGAGUAUAGAAGCCAUGGGCAAUGUUUUGCAAGAUGAGACCUCUAUUUCGAGUAUUGAGUUCUCGCCAGACGGGAGAUCUCUGGUUUCUGUGGGCGAGGAAGUAAAGCUGUGGGAUACAAGGACAAGAACAUUGGAGCAUACGCUUCAAGGAAACAGUCCAGUCUUCUCGCCAGAUGGAGACGUCAUCGCUACUUCCUCGCGCUCACACACGAUUCACCUCUGGGAUGCUGGAUCAGGACAUCUCCUUUACGAAUUAUCUAGUUACGGCAUUGCAGCUCCCUCUGUCCUCUUCACAUCCGACUCUAGAACCUUGCUCUCAAAUUCCGGACGUAUAGUCCAUGUCUGGGACGUCAUAAGCGGGCAUCUAGAACUGUUACUUGAAGACCAUAAGAAGCAAAUCUAUACCAUGGCUCUUUCACCGGAUGGCAUAACGCUUGUAAUAGGAAGUAAAGACCGUACCGUUAGACUAUGGGAUGUAAACACAGGGGACUGUUUACAAGUUCUGGAAGAGCAUGUGAAUGAAGUUUGGGGUGUUGCAUUCUCAUCUGAUGGGAAGAGGUUGGUCACAAGUGAUGAUGGUGGGAAAGUCUUACUUUGGGAAGUGCAAAGUAGCUGA
Aureobasidium melanogenum CBS 110374 is the source of this 1071-nucleotide messenger RNA. RefSeq names its product WD40 repeat-like protein. NCBI's taxonomy places the organism in Eukaryota, Fungi, Ascomycota, Dothideomycetes, Dothideales, Saccotheciaceae. Bases 1 to 1071 code for a protein of 356 amino acids. The record is from RefSeq and is a predicted model, not a curated record. The transcript has 2 exons. Gene Ontology annotation, molecular function: protein binding.